AUGGCCGUCGCCGACGCGGUGCUUCCCUCGCCGCCGACGCCGCCGCCCCCGCCGGCGCGGAUCGUCGUCGUGAUGCUGCUGCUCUUGCGCUUCGCCCGCGUCCUCCGCGUCGCGGCGGGAGCCCUCACCUACGUGUGCUCGGCGGUCGCGUGUGUCUCCACCGGGGCCGCGGCUGCGCUGCUCGUCGCGCACCGCGCCUGGGGCACGCGCUCCGGCCCCUUCCUGUUCCUCCAGGCGCUCAUGUACGGGGGCCUCAAGGUUUGCGUCCUCAGCGUCCUUGCGUCGCUCGCGCUUGCCGUCCUGAUGGUGUGCGUCCAGCGCGUGGCAUACGAGAUUGCAGUUCGAACUGGAUCCAUUUCGGAAUACAAUAAGAGCCGCUUCGUAUCAAUCAAGCGGGAGCCGCUUUCACACUUGUUUUGGCUUCCGCGCACUGCGGUGCUUGGAGUGGCCGUGGAUGUGGCUUUCUUCCUGCUAACGGUCGCUGGUCUUCUGGUAGCAACGAUGUCACCGCACGUGGAGGGUUCGAAAUCUCAUGGUCAAAUGGCCGGUUCGGUGAUCAUGGAAGUGGGGUUAUUUGGUAUGCUCGUGACAGCUUGCUUUGUUACCAUCCCAGCGCUCAUUCUUCAUGCCUGGAGGAGGGACCAGGCGGAAUGGAAAGCACGAUUUGGCAAGGAGCUACAGUGCCCAUUCCGCUGA
Triticum turgidum subsp. durum (durum wheat) is the source of this 696-nucleotide messenger RNA. NCBI's taxonomy places the organism in Eukaryota, Viridiplantae, Streptophyta, Magnoliopsida, Poales, Poaceae. The record is from the annotation of a GenBank genome assembly.